ACACUAUAGAGCGACUUCGCUGCUCAUGUGGUGCUGAUGAUGGGCAGUGCUAUGUGUAUGAGUUUCACAUCGCAGAAUUGCCGAACACUUUCGCAGACGCUGAUGAUGGGGUUUUUCUUCACCAUUUGGAUACAGCAAUUCAGCUGGAUCAUCACGAAUAAUAGCGAGAAGAACUUCUUACCGCCGCAAUUAUCACUUGGUUUUUCCCUGCUUCCCGACAUCGUUGGGGUGUGCCUGCUUUGGUUUGCUGUGCUAUCCAGCCCAGCAUCGUUCCUUAGUAUCGAAGGAACUACAGCGAGAUUGGACAAAGAUACGAUUAAGAAAGUCGGCUAUGGUUUGUGUUGUUACUCGUUCAUCGUAUGGGGUCAUUCUAUGAACAUGGCACCAGCUGGACUAGUGCCAGCGUUUGUAGAGGAGCAUUGGUUUGACAUCUGCACGUACGGCGCUCUUACCGCUUGCCUGCUCUGCCCAAAUGUGGCGGGGGUGGUCAAUGGAUUGGGCAUCGUUUGCAUCAUAUUCUUCCUGCAAGCGACAAUGUCUUCCUACUUUACCUCGCCCACGAUCUCACUGUGGCAACAACAAGCCACGGGUUUGCUGGGUUGUUUGCUGAUUGCCGUUGGUACGAAGAGGACAGUUCCACUGUAGUGUAGUAGCUAAUGAAUUCAACCUGAAUACAACACGGAUAUCUGCUAUUCGCUCAUACAACCUGA
Messenger RNA from Sphaeroforma arctica JP610, 710 nucleotides. RefSeq lists its product as hypothetical. Bases 37 to 645 code for a protein of 202 amino acids. NCBI's taxonomy places the organism in Eukaryota, Ichthyosporea, Ichthyophonida. The transcript is spliced from 5 exons. The record is from RefSeq and is a predicted model, not a curated record.